Messenger RNA from Pimephales promelas (fathead minnow), 844 nucleotides. Its product is annotated as ADP-ribosylation factor 4. Gene Ontology annotation, molecular function: GTPase activity; GTP binding. The record is from RefSeq and is a predicted model, not a curated record. Lineage: Eukaryota; Metazoa; Chordata; Actinopteri; Cypriniformes; Leuciscidae.
UAAACACUCACACACUCACACAUCUUCACACUAGCAAUCAGGGCUUCAUCCUCUGGACAUUUAUCUUCACUGAAUACAGCAAAAAGCUUGUUCAUUUGCACUUUAAAAAAUGGGCGUCUUCUUCUCUAACAUUUUCUCACGUCUCUUUGAGAAGAAAGAGAUGAGGUUGCUUAUGGUUGGUCUGGAUGCAGCAGGGAAAACAACAGUCCUCUACAAACUCAAACUUGGUGAAGUUGUCACAACCAUUCCAACUCUAGGCUUUAAUGUUGAGACAGUUGAAUAUAAAAACAUCUCCUUCACGGUGUGGGAUGUCGGCGGUCAGGACGUUAUCAGACGCCUCUGGAGACAUUACUAUCAGAACACUAAGGGUCUGAUCUUUGUGGUGGACAGCAGUGAUCCUGAGAGGAUUGAAACGGCAGCAGAGGAACUAAAAAUGAUGCUGGAGGAGGAUGAGAUGAGAGACGUGGUUCUGUUAGUUCUUGCUAACAAGCAGGAUUUACCCAAAGCCAUGACAGUCUCUGAGCUGACAGACAGACUGGGUUUACACACACUGAGAGGAAGACAGUGGUUCGUUCAGCCCACAUGUGCGGUUCAAGGAUCAGGUUUAUAUGAAGGACUGGAUUGGCUCUCGGAUCAACUGUCCAAACGAUAAAACACACAAAAUCAUAACUGAACGCAUAUGUCUCCAGAUUUGUUUUAUUUUGGGAUAUUUAUGGAAUAUUGUUAAACAUUCUAAUAUAUAAUUCUAAUUCACUGUAUAUUUAACUUACUACUGGUGUAAAUACACUUUUGUACAUGUCUGCCUUCAAAAUGUGCCUUUCAAAUGUCUUCAAUAAAUGCUGUA